Oppiella nova is the source of this 1570-nucleotide messenger RNA. NCBI's taxonomy places the organism in Eukaryota, Metazoa, Arthropoda, Arachnida, Sarcoptiformes, Oppiidae. The record is from the annotation of a GenBank genome assembly.
GUUUCAUAUUCCAUAUGAUGUCUAAAAGUGUGGCAAUUAUUGGGGCCGGUAUUGCAGGCCUGACUGCAGCACAAAAACUAUACGAAAACGGAUUCAACGAAAUCACUAUUUUUGAAGCAUUGGAUAGAAUAGGAGGACGUAUUCAUACAAUAAAUUUCGGGAAUGGUAUACUAGAGUUAGGCGCCCAAUGGCUUCACGGACAACAUGGAAACCCUCUCUACUAUAUGGCCAAAGAACGUGACCUUAUCUCAAAUCCCAGACAUGAUUUUGGUAUCGAAGGCACCGGAAUAUUCUGUACGGAUUCGGGAGAACUGCUCAACAAUGAAGAAAUUAAUGAAAUUAUUUCUUAUUUACACCGAAUUAAAGACGAUAUGAGUGAUCAGUCUUUAAAUCCUAAUGAAUUAGUUUCUGCACAACAAAUAUUCAGAAUUAAUUUCGAGAAAUACAUCGAUUCUGGAGAUUGUCCGCCGAUUAAUAAGCAAUUGUUGUGGUCUUUAUUCAAUUGGUACAUCAAAUUCGAAGUAAUAGACAAUUCUUGCAAUGAUUUGAAUGAUAUAUCAUUGCUAUCGUAUACACAAUACAAUGAAUGCCAUGGAAUUGAUUUAAUAAACUUCAAGGAUGGCUAUCAAACCAUACUGGACUCAAUGGUCAAUGAAAUUCCUCGGGAUAUGAUUCGCCUGAAAACUGCAGUCAAACGGAUAGAAGUUUGCAACAAAACCUUUAGAGUGAAGCUAUCUGUAGAAGAAGGGAAUAGAAGGACAAUAGAAAUGUUUGAUCACUUGAUAAUCACGUCAUCGAUUGGGUUUAUGAGGAAAAAUUUGGACACAUUUUUCGGUUUUGUUUUACCACAAAAUAAGAUCAAUAUUAUAAGGACUCUUGGAUUCGGAACUAUUGAUAAAAUAUAUUUAUAUUUCGAAAACCCUUUCUGGAAGAGUGACGACAAAGGGUUUCAACUGAUUUGGACACAACAUAACCAUAACCUCCCGGUUUGGGUCUACGAUAUAACAGGAUUUGAUUUGGUUAGAGAACAGUCACACGUAUUGGUCGCUUGGAUAGGAGGCAAUGGCGCACAACUCAUGGAACAAACAGAAAGUGAUGAGAUUGUGGGCAACAUUUGUGCCGAUGUCUUGAGACUAUUCUUGCGAGGCAUCCAAAUAGAGAAUCCAUCGAAAGUGAUUCGCUCGAAGUGGUCGUCCAAUGAAUACAUUUGCGGCGCUUAUAGUAACCGAUCGUUAGAUUACCAGAAACUCAACUGCGAUAUCGACCAGUUGUCUGAACCUAUUUGCAAGACAAAACAUUGCAAUUAUGUCAACCAAUGUGUCGACUGUCCACUAAUUUUGUUUGGAGGAGAGGCCAGUGACAGAGACUUCUAUUCGACAACUCACGGGGCCAUGAGAUCCGGUCAGAGGGAGGCUCAAAGACUCAUCGACUACUACCAGACAUUAAAUUUAAAAUCCAAAUUAUAGGUCAAAUAAAAAAUUAUUAACUUAUAUUUUAGGUGACAAAUAAAUUUUAUAAUCAAUUCUUUUUCAUUUUUAAUGCAAAUCUUACAAAUCAUAAAAUUAACGCC